Molecule: messenger RNA, 8208 nt
Organism: Cydia pomonella (codling moth)
Lineage: Eukaryota; Metazoa; Arthropoda; Insecta; Lepidoptera; Tortricidae
Gene: Klp10A
Product: kinesin-like protein Klp10A
Exons: 16
Coding region: 793-3015 (740 amino acids)
Biological process (GO): microtubule-based movement
Molecular function (GO): microtubule motor activity; microtubule binding; ATP binding
Source: RefSeq, a predicted model, not a curated record
UCCCAUGGGCAACCAUUCUUUGCACUAUUUAAUCUAAAGGUGUGUCUACAUUGUACCUACUUAUAUCAUUUUAACGUUCAUUUUUUACCACCAAAUAAUCAAAAUAAUGUACAGAACGAAGUUAAAUAAUGUUACUAUAUGGGCUCUAUGGUACUAGAAUAUAUACAACCUUACUAUUCUAGAUCUAUUAUAAUGACACUAUAAUUGACACUAUAAUAGUUACUAUGAGUAUCUCAAAAAACUUGAUACCUCACUCGCUUUGAGGUCGUCAGCAUAAAAACCCUUCGCGCUCUGCUUUGCAUGUCUAUUUAAAACUUAACAUUUCUUAUCAUGAUAUAGACACAGGAAAGCUGGUAAUACACCCUUCCUGCCAUGUCACGUAUGCUAUAUCUAUGUUUAUCAUCAUUAAACUAGCGUGUGAAAGCCGGGUGUUUUGGGGUUGAAUUUUUCAUGGGGCGGUCAGUCGGACUGCUGCCUAAAGCUAUAAGUAUAGGGCGGCGCUACGCGCGCGGGCAGUGCGCGAGCGGCCGUGUUGAAUACCGGCUGGCACCACCGCUUUUCAACUACCUAAUGGAUAUAUAAGUGCACUGAACCUAACCUUCAAUUGUGUUUUUUUUCUAUUGUUGAAUCAAAUCCAUUAUGCCAGUGUUGUACGAGAGAUGCGCUCAACCGCAUUUGCAGAAGCGGUCGACUAAAAGCGUUGGGCGUUUAUAAAAUUAGCAGUUUAAGGAGUAAACCUAAAUAAUAUACCAGCUUAGUAAAAAAAUGCCAAAUAAAUCUCAAUAAAGAACAAUGUGCUGCUCGUGGCUGAGAUUCCGACGGCGCGUGGCGUCCGUAUCGGCAGAGAGCGAUGGCCCGAAGGAGGCUUUCGUCGACUCGCCCAAGCACUCGACAGAGCCCGCGACGGAGCAACACAGCCCGCAACGCGCAACACCAUCAUCGCGGGCGACGCGCAACAACCAGGUGCGCAUGUCCAAUGCGCCCGGCUACACGAACGGACACGGCGGCGACACGACGGGGCGGCGGGGGGCGGAGAACGUGCCGCCCCCCGCGCAGCCGCCUGCGCCGGUGCCUAAUUCAUCCAGAGUCACGCAACAGCAGGCAUCAAUGUCAAGCAACUCGCGCUCCGGCAGCGUCGCCUCUGUGGUGCCGGCUUUACCUGCCAACUUAACUUCCCGCAAGAAUAACAAAGAGCAGUUCAACGCAUCAAACACGGCGAGUGGCCUAACUCGUGGCAACACGGGUGCCGGUGCGGCGUCCAGCACCGUGAACGUGCCACACGCCGUCGCCAGCGGCGCCGUCCGACGGUCCAAUGUUGUCAAGGAGGUCGAGCGGCUCAAGGAGAACCGCGAGAAGCGGCGUCAGCGGCAGGCUGAGCUUAAGGAGGAGAAGGAAGCCCUAAUGAACAUGGACCCCGGUAACCCCAACUGGGAGUUCCUGGCGAUGAUCCGCGAAUACCAGCAGAGCAUCGAGUUCAGGCCGCUCACCGGCAACGAGCCAGUCGAAGACCACCAGAUCACCGUGUGCGUGCGAAAGCGGCCACUCAACAAGAAGGAGCUUGCGAAGAAAGAGGUGGACGUGAUCAGUGUUCCCACGCGCGACCAAAUGAUCGUCCACGAGCCCAAGAACAAGGUGGACCUCACGAAGUACCUCGAGAACCAGAAGUUCCGCUUCGACUACGCGUUCGACGACAACUGCACCAACGAGAUCGUCUACAAAUACACGGCAAAGCCGUUAGUACAUACGAUAUUCGAGGGCGGUAUGGCGACGUGUUUUGCCUACGGACAGACUGGCUCUGGAAAAACACACACCAUGGGUGGAGAUUUCCAGGGCAAGACACAGGACUGCAAAAAGGGUAUCUACGCGAUGGCGGCGCGCGACGUGUUCGCGUACCUCAAGUCGCCCAAGUACAAGCCCCUCAACCUCAUCGUGUCCGCCUCCUUCUUCGAGAUCUACUCUGGCAAGGUUUUCGACUUGCUAGCGGAUAAGGCGAAAUUGCGAGUACUGGAAGAUGGCAAACAGCAAGUUCAGAUCGUUGGACUCACAGAGAAGGUGGUGGACAACGUAGACGAAGUGCUCAGGCUUAUCCAGCACGGGAACGCCGCCAGGACCUCUGGACAGACGUCGGCGAACUCGAACUCGUCGCGGUCCCACGCGGUGUUCCAGAUCGUGGUGCGGUCGCCGGGCAUGCACCGCGUGCACGGCAAGUUCUCGCUCAUCGACCUCGCCGGCAACGAGCGCGGCGCCGACACCUCCUCCGCCAACCGACAGACCAGAAUGGAAGGCGCCGAGAUUAACAAAUCCCUACUCGCUCUCAAAGAGUGCAUUAGGGCACUAGGCAUGAAAGGCAACCACUUACCGUUCCGAGCGUCGAAGCUGACGCAAGUGCUGCGAGACAGCUUCAUCGGCGACAAGUCGCGCACCUGCAUGAUCGCCAUGGUGUCGCCCGCGCUCAACUCUUGCGAACACUCCUUGAAUACGCUACGAUAUGCUGACAGAGUGAAGGAGCUGGGCACGUCGGACGCGUCGCGGCAGCGCGCGGAGUCGCCGGCCGCCGACGUGGAGAUGGAGCCCGAGCACGACGACCUCGCGCAGCUGCGCUCGCUCAACGAGGGCGACAUGUCCGCCGAGAUGUACACGUUCCACGAGGCCAUCUCCGAGCUGCAGCGCGCCGAGGAGGAGGUGCUGGACAACCACAAGGCCGUCUCCGACUACAUGCAGCACGCGCAGCAGCGCGCCGCGCAGCUGCUGCAGCUCACCAGGGCCGUCGACUACGACCAAGAUGAGCGCUCGUACUUGGCCCGCAAGCGGCUGCGGCCCACCAGUGCGGGCUCGAGUCUCGGCCUUGGCGCGCGAACCCGACGGGUGAAGCUAGCGUACGCAACGCAAUGGGAGGAGCUGCUGAACGAGCAGCUGGCCGUGCUGGCGCAGUCGCGCGACCUGGUGGCCGAGUUCCGCGCCAAGAUGCAGCAGGAGGAGCACAUCAGCCGCCGCAUGCAGCCGCCGCGCCACUAGCCUCACUCACGUGUAUACUCGGCGUCUUCAGGGAAGCUGUACCGUUCCGUACCUUGUUACAGUGGCAAUAACAUAAAACUUUUAGUGAAUAAAAACGGCAUCGGGACCGAGAAAUCCCGGUUCUCGCCAUACUAAAUCACUAUCGGGAGCAUUCCUACUUAGUGGCUUUAGUGUUGAUUAUCACUGGUAAGGUAUGAAAUGGUACAUAAAUCAAAUUCCUUGACUAGGUCGUCGAAAUAUCCUUUGAGUUCAAACUCUUGGGACUUUCGACAACUUGUGUGUUCUGGCACGGAGUCGCGGCGUCGGCGAUCAGAUCGCAUCGAGUUAGUUGUAACGGCAAAAAUUAACUGACUGGAACUUGUCUUUGCAAUAAAGUUUAGAAAUUCUUUGUUAACAAUGUGGGUAAUGUUACUAUCAUUGGUGCAGUUAAUUGUAAACGUUAGGGGUCAUCCAUUAAUUACAUCACACGAAUUUCUAGGUGUUUUAACCCCCCCAACCCCCCCCCCCCCCCCCUUGUCAAACUUAGUCACGUUUGGCAAAUUUCUCCCCCCCGAUGUGACGUCACAUUUUUGGCAAUUUUGUUCAACAAAAUCGGCAAAAUUGACAAAGGAAAUAUUAGUAGGUAAUUAUAACACAAAACCGAUUAGGAAAGAAAAUAAUCGCAUAAAACGAUUAUAACUUGAUUACGUUCGCCAUUUCACUAUCUGAAGGUUGUCUGGAAGAGAUCGCUAUUUAGCGAUAAGUCCGCCUACAUAUUUAUACCUUUACAUAAUUUGUACCAUUUUUUUGUAGUGUGCUAUAAACCUUUUUUUAUUACUAUUAUUAUAUGUAGUUCCAAACACUUAACUCUACAGCGAAUAAAAUAAUGAAAUAAAUACUGAUGAAGUUAAAGUGACGUCACAAAGUUUGUGACUCAGGAGACUCCCCCUUAUCACAACAUGUCACAUUUUCUUGAAUCUCCCCCUAAACGUGUGAUGUAAUUAAUGGAUGACCCCUUAUUGUAAAAAACUAUGGUCGGUUAAAUGUUGAUGUUAGUAAUUCGGACGCGUUUUCGAUAUCUAGAGCAUCAUUGGAAAUUAUUUGCGUGAGAUAUUACAUUAGUCUUUGAAUUCUUAACAUUAAUAUUUUUAUAUGAAUAAUGAUACGAGUUCUCUGAUAAAACGUUAGAAAUAGGUACUACCCUAAAGCUAGGCAUAUUCGGGUUGUUAGGACUGAUCGAGACAAGCAUAACUGACAGCUUUUUCGUUUGAGUUUAAUUGUCUUUUAGUUUCAUUUUCUAUGCGUUAAAUUGAAAUUUUUAAGUAUUUUUUUAAUUUUAGUAUUAUUACCAUGCAUAUGAAUUAUUGACUGCAUUCUAUUUUUGUAUUCUACUAUACUAUAAUAUAACACAAUAAACAUUCUUAUAUUAAUCAGCAUUAAUUUAUUAAAAUACUUGGCAUUAAAUACAAUAAAUUCCAGACAACUUUACGGAGCUUCAUAAAGCUAGCUCAGCUUUCAAAACCUAUUAGGAUUCCAUAUUCACAAACACUGUCAUCGAACCUCGUCGACAUUAACCUCUUGCACUUUAUCGCAGACUCGAUAUCAACAUGGCAAUCAGAAUUCAAUCCUAAUUCUAAAACCUCAAGGGUGGUUUUUGGCUAACAAACUUUGAACGAAACGCAGCUGGUCAGAUCAUGCGAACUAACCGUAUGGCGUCUCCCAGUAUAUAAGUUAUAAAUGUCUCGGAUCUCACCCGCGCCUGCGCCGGCGCCGCGGACAACUGUUUCAUUGUGUACAAAUAUCUGUACUCGUCGGACGGUACUAGAACUUUCUAUGAGCAGUUUGGCAGCUUGCUUAUUUUUUAUCUUGUUUUUUUUUUCAUCUAAUUUCUUAUGUGUGUGUGUUUUAUGUGAAUUUUCGAAAUAAUUUAAACUGGCUUUAAUUUGUGUAAAUUUCGUAAACUGAGAGUUUAGCUGUCAAAUUGAUUCUCGGGUGUUCAGUUAUCGUCCCUUCUGAUCUUUCGUUAGUAGCUGGCCUGUUAAACUAUCUUCCAUUUAAUUUCUGAAUGUCGAGUUACAGGAAUCUUCCUAGAAUGAGUUUCAAAAUCGAAUCUUCGUCAAUUAUUCUCUCCUUUACAUCCGCACUUAGUGUGAGUGGGAGAGUUUGAGUAGAUCCGAAUUUGGCGUUAGCAUAUCUAUUGCUUAUUUUCUAAACCUCGUAUAAACAGCGCCGUCGAAAUAUAAACCCUAUUUCAAUUGCAGUAAAGUUGGUUUUACAAAGCUUUAGAAGAUAAGCGGUAGUAUGCAAGUUAGUGUACAAUGACAUUGUCGUAACGGAUGCCGUCGCGUUGAAAUGAUAGACUGUUUACUGUAAGUGUUUUAAGCACAAACCGGCGAACAUCACGAACGCGCUGUGUAUAUAAUGAUAUCGACUAAAGACUCGCGGUUUACCCCCUUAUUCAUAAAGGUGUACUUAAGUUACGAUGCCGCUAAUCAUCGUUUGUCCCUUUCUGACACAUUGGUAUGAUGGAAAGGGACAAACGAUGAUUAGCGGCAUCGUAACUUUAAUACACGUUUAUGCAUAAGGGGGUUAGUGUAUACUGUAUAGAGUUAUCUGCAAAACCUGCUAAGUCCUCAUCUCAUUUAAUCGCGGUUUUUGUAGAUUUAAAUUCACUAGGUUUGGAGUCUAGGUGUCUAUUCCGAAAUGUGAAUAUAGUUAUUGUCUCUUUUCUUGGAGAGUGAAUAAAAACAUUGUUCUAGUUUCGGAGUAGAUUCCAUGGUGCGUUCAUGGAAAAUAUUUCCUCUUAACAUAAGUGACUUACUCAUUGCAUUUAACUCAUCUUAUGGCCUAUCUCUAGAGUCGUAAUGGAGGAUUCUUUUUUAACGCGCCUACAAUAAUUACGAUGAUAUUUGAGCUUGUAAAUCAACUAAAUUCAUGUUAUGUAUUCUUUCAUUUUAAUUAUGCUUUAAAAUAUACAAUGUAAAUGUAGAUUUGUGAGAUUAACCUUUUGACCGCCAAAGACGUCAUAUGACGCGCGCGGCUUCAGCCCAAUAUCAACCUACAUGCGUACCAACAAGGUUCACGAUUACGCGCCGCAUACGAUACGCGUGGCGUUCAAAUGGUUAAAACGUGUUAAAAAGAAUUCUCUAAAAGACGAAAAAAUUGUAGAUAUAUUCUUAUUAAAAUGUGAGAUUGGGUGAGUACAAAGACCAGCAUUCCCAGUGGUUGUUUUGCAUGACAUUUCCUUUGAUCCAGAGCUUGAUCUAAAAACGUUUUUUUCAACUUAAUUUGGUGCAUUAGAAUGCUGGUGCUUAGUCGUGAUACGAUUUAUAAUUUCAUUUGUUUCAAUAGCGUUUUUCAGAUCAAGUUACAGUAAAUAUUACAUUGUUAAAUUAAAUAUAUGCCAGCUCAAAUAAUGUUUUAGGAGCCAGAUACUUAUACGGUAUACGUUUAAUGUGCUGCCUUAUUCUGCUUGUUAUUAAUCGUUGUUUAAAUUUAAUUAUAUUCAUAUCAUUGUCAGUAUGGUUCGAUGUACCAUACCACGACGUUAAGCACCCAUAUGUGUUGUGUAUUCGAGAGAGGCAUUUUAGAGUGAGAAGUAACAUCUUAAAUACUGAAGUUAUAGAAAGAGUAUUUGCUUUAAUUUGGGAUUUUUUUGUUUUAGAAUUACUAAUUAUAACCAGCUUAAAAAACUCUCCCGAGUAUGUCAGACUGGUUUUAAGGAACCACGAAAACAAGACAUGUACAAAGUAAUAAUAGACUCUUCAUCAUUAUUGUUGGUCUAAUCUAUCUUAUUUUCGUGGUUCUAAGGAGUGCUAUACCUACUUUAUUAAUUGUGCCUAACAAAUGAACUAAAAUCCAUAUGCAAUGUGGGAUAGACGUGUAAAAGGUUGUGUACAGAAUUAAGUAAUUUAAAAAUUCAUUCCGUUGCUUUUGUUUUGGAGUUCCGAUUUGGUAUUGUAGUGUGAAACGUGUGUUAUGGCCGUAGGGUCCUUUGUACGCGUGGAUUCGGAAGGAAUGUAGUUUUGAGAUCAAAAUAAAACACCUUGGCGCUCUAGUGGAUUGAAUUUUUUAUACUUAUGAAAUAGCGAUCCACUGGACAUGAUUUAUUUGUGUACAGAAACCGAGAACUUAUGAUAUGACUUAGUCAAAAAUCUUAAGUGGACGUAUGCUUUAGGCCAACACCUACCGAUGCCAACUUAUCUCUUUGAACCGAAAAUCCUAAAUAUCAACCUACUACAGAUCCAAGGACUUUUAUCCUGAAAUUGUUUGAAUUAAUGUUAACACUGUUAAAUGCCCGAUAUCUCAGCCCAAAAGGGCGACUCGUUACCGCGAGUCCUGCAGGUUGCCAUAGCAACCUGUCGGACCGACACACGGCGGAGACAACCCUAGCGGCCCUGGACGGAUCUGGUCCUAGCCACGUUAGGACCUAGCUUUCAACCGGGUAUGGUGGGCUUAAAGGGAAUUACUUAACAUGAGCCAAUGCAAUAAAUUCUACACGCAGAUUUCUCUUUUUAUAUUUAACUGUAAUUUAUUUUUACUUUAUGAAUAAAAAUAGUAUACGCCCUCAUGUCAUAAAAAGCGUAAAAGAUUUGAGUUUAUUAAAAAAAUUGUAAAACUGGACUCGAAUAUUUAGAAAUCAGGGUUUUCUUUUGUUUGUGAGCGGAUAUCUUAAAAUUGUUUACAUUCUAGCAUUGCCUAUGUCCAUUGUAUGAAAAUUGUAGACUAUGUUUUUGGUUUCUUACCACGGGUGCUACUUUGCUCGGAGCGGGCUCCUGCACAGGGGAACUACUGCGAACAUCCGUCUCUUUUCAAUAAAGGUGAUGGAAUUUCAAUGUUCGCGGAAGGCCUCCUGACGGCUGUUGAUGUCAGAUGUCAGCCAUAUUUAUUGCUACGUGUGUGUAAGGAUUGAUUACUUCCGUCAACGGUUGUCGGCAGCUUGCCGUCCGUCAUCCUAUAGCUUGUCGUGUUAGAUAGUGCUUAUUAAUAAAUAAAAAACUAAAUCAGUACUCUGUAUCAGAGUCACUGCGUUGCGGCGAUUUGAUUGUACUGAACGAAAUCUCUCUUUAUUAUUAUUAUACAUGUUUUAAUUAUUAUUAAUUGUAAUAUUUGCGUUGACUGUUCGAUACGACGAGGCAGCCGCCAGAGCAAUGCUUUAUUGUAAUAAACAUAUUUUAACAUCGCACAUUAUAAUAAAUUAAUCGAAAUUGAAAA